This is a messenger RNA of Paramecium pentaurelia, 978 nucleotides long. The record is from the annotation of a GenBank genome assembly. Lineage: Eukaryota; Ciliophora; Oligohymenophorea; Peniculida; Parameciidae.
AUGUAUCAAUACUAUUCAUAAAGAAGCUCUAUUUAAGAAAACGAUUAUAAUAGAUCUUUUGGGAACAUGCUUAAUUCCACUAAAUCUGAUACUCUUUAGACUGAUUAAAGACAUUCAGGAUGUUUAAAUCGAUUACAAAUCUUAGUCUAAGAAUUAGAUAGAAUGGCUGAAGCUUAAAAGGUGGCCAAUUAAGAAAUAACAUAAUUAAAAUUAGAACUGGAAUAAGCUAAACAAAAUAAUUAAACUCUGGUUUUAAAUAAUGGUUUUGAUUCUGAAAUACUUGAAGAAUUGAAGCUACAACAAUAAAAAUUUAUCUAAUAUAAACAAGUUAAGGAAUAAUAAAUUGAAGAAUUAGAAAACGAACUUCUAAAAAUUCAUAAGCAAUUUAAGGAAGAAAAGUUAAUUAGAAUGGAUUUAAAUCAGAAGUAUGAACAGAAAUAAAUGGAAGUUGAAUAUUUACAAAAAUAACUAUAGAAAAAUACUUAACAAGAUUAAGAUUCAAAUGAUAGUGGUAUUCUUAAUUAAUUACAUGAAGAUGUAAUUGAAUUAUAAUGUCAAAAUAAAGAACUUAAAAACAUUAAUUUAGAUUAUCAAUAAAAAAUAGAAGAACUUUUAAAAAAUUAAAAAAUCUUAGAAUAGAAGUUAAAACAAUAAUAAAUAGAUAUAUCAUCUUAAUCUUCUCCCAAUAAAAAUUAAUAAUCUUUAACUGAAUAAAGAACUAUUCCUAUAUCAAAAUAUAAUAGAACUCAAACUAUGUAGCCUAUGUAUUACACAAAUGAACAAAGUUCUAAUUAAUAAACAGCUUCAAGAUUAUCAUUUAAUAUACUAUAAUAAAGAUUAUCAUAAGUUCAAAUAGAAUAGAACAACAAUUCAGAUAAUCUAUAAUAAGAUACUAUAAGAAAAGAUUCAUUAAGAAGUAAACCUAAACCUGUGGAAAACAUAAAAUAUUCAACAAGUAAACUUGUUUAGUAAUGUUGA